Acipenser ruthenus (sterlet) is the source of this 1956-nucleotide messenger RNA. It is a transcript of the gene trmt13, whose product is annotated as tRNA methyltransferase 13 homolog. NCBI's taxonomy places the organism in Eukaryota, Metazoa, Chordata, Actinopteri, Acipenseriformes, Acipenseridae. Gene Ontology annotation, biological process: tRNA methylation. The coding region runs from base 43 to 1446 and encodes 467 amino acids. The transcript is spliced from 11 exons. The record is from RefSeq and is a predicted model, not a curated record.
CUAAACGUGUUACUGGAUUCUGGUUUGUACACUGUUGGGAACAUGGCGGAAACUAGGGCAGAUGGUGUGAAUGGACCUUUGCUGGGGAGAUGUGGAUAUUUUGUGGAGAGAAAGAAGCGUUAUUGCAAAAUGGUUGUUGCAGAAGGGAAAACGUUCUGCGGAGAACACGCAAACGCAAACAAAAAUGCAAAAGAAGAUGAUGUAAAACGAAUACCAUGUCCUUUGGAUCCCAAACACACAGUGUUUGAAAAUAAACUUGAAAAGCAUCUUAAAAAGUGCAACUCGAGGGAGAAGCCUAAACCUGUGUAUUAUGUUAAAGAUGUCAAUGCAGGCCUAGAAGAAGACCCAGACACCAGUAAAGAACAGAUUACACUAUCCUCUCGCUCUAAGGAAGAACUGGGUGUAUUCAUUAAAAAGCUGAAACAUGCAGCAGCUGGACUGAAUCAUAAGCAUGAAGAACAAAUAUUGUCACAUUUUGCUUUACAAGAAGCCUUAAACGAUCCAAACAAUGGGGAUUUUGCCUUCAAACAUCUAAAACAACAGGCAUCCCUUCUUGGUAACAUGGAAGCAUUGGGCUUGCUGGGUCCCGACAGGUGUUUUGUGGAGUUUGGUGCAGGAAGAGGAAAGCUCUCGCACUGGGUAGACAUUGCCUUGCAAGGAUCAAGAAACACCCAUUUCCUACUGGUAGAAAGAGCAACCACUCGCUUUAAGGUAGAUGGUAAACACAAAAGUAGUGAAUCUGUAUUUGAAAGGCUGCACGUUGACAUUCAGCACUUGUGUUUAAGCAAAGUUCCCCUCCUAAUCAAAGAGAAAAUGCCUGUAGUGGGAAUUGGCAAACAUCUGUGUGGAGCCGCUACAGAUCUUGCUUUGAGAUGCUUGUUAGACAGAUCAAGCGAAGAGGUUACAGACAGAGAGCCACCGCGGAAACGCUUGAAGACAGAUCCAGCUCACACAGAGACCGGUGUAGAUGAGGAACAGCCUGCCAGUGAAACCGUGGCAGAGAAGAGGCUGAAGGUGGCUGGAAUCUCCAUAGCGCUGUGCUGUCAUCACAGGUGUGACUGGAAGCACUAUGUCGGGAGGGAGUUUUUCAGGUCUCUAGGGCUUGGGCCACAAGAGUUCGGCGUCUUUCAGCGCAUGUCGAGCUGGGCUACCUGUGGCAUGAGAAAACCAGCCAGUGAUGCAGCGCUGCCAGAGGGUGGCAACGGCAAGCAAGAAGAGGAUUUUGAGGAACAUGACCAAGAUGGGGAUACUUUAGCAUACAAUUUAGAAGGGAUGCCUGCUGUUGAAGAGCGGGAGACGGUAGGCCGUCUCUGCAAGCUGUUGAUAGAUCAAGGCAGGAUUUAUUACUUGCAACAGAAAGGAUAUGCAGCCACUUUACGGUAUUACACCAGUCCUUCGAUAUCUUUGGAGAACGUUCUCCUUAGAGCUGUACCAGCCAAAGACUGAUGACAGCUACACUGAGCCGUUACAUCCAACAUGCCACUGACAGAAUCACAGUGAAAUUGAUUAGCUCCAUCUUCUAAACCAGCGACCGUGUUUGUGUUUCAACUCUUCAUAAACCUUCCUCUUUCAACAGGACCAGCGGUGACCUCCUCACGCAUCCCUCAGUGAGCAGUGGUUUAUCUUUGAUAGUCCAAAACUAUUUUUGCAGGUUGGAAUCGCUUUAAAGAAAGCGAUAGUCCCAAAUUACAAAUGUCAGGUGCAAAUCUUCUGUUCCACUGCAUCAAUCAUCACAGUUAAUACAGAAGUGUAACUGAUUUCUGAAAAACAAAAAAACACCAGCAUGUUUUAUUCCUUUUCUUUAAAAACAGUUUAAAAAAAGUUUUUAGUUGUCGUGUUUAUAAGAUUUGAAGUAAAGGCAUCUGCUUAAUCAAAUCCAAUGUCGUAGUAAUGCUGGACCUGUUUAACUGGUAGUACUGAUAACAGGUAACUUUUCAAUAAAAGAAUGGUCAUUUC